UUUUUUCUCAGUGAAUAAGCGGGUAAUGCGCUGAAUAAACGUGUCAAUCAGUUUGUAAUACUACUUCACAACGCCGUUUUGCAGAUUAUAAUGUCAAUAGAAUCACAACGGAUGUCCCAGCAGUUCAUAACACUCACAAUUCGCAGAUGAUUUUCUAUCGAGCUCAACUUCUGAUGCCACUUGUUGUGCUCUCGUCUGUAACGUAAUUCUAUCAGUGUCCGUGUAGGCGUGGAGAGAAGCACACAACAAAGAUAAUCCGUUGAAGGAACUUUACUUAGUAAAGUAUAGAUUUAAAACAGUGGGGUUAUGCUCUUGCCCAAUAGAGAUGGGUUUACUACAACCAUCUGCACCAGAACCUGCGAGCAUACUAACAUAACAAUCAGUAAAACUAGUCCCUGUGCAAUGACGUAACAGCAUCUAAUUGGACAAUACAGAACUCAUUAUAACAUAUAAAAUAACUGUAACUAAACUUAUAUUUAAUUAACUAACACUAUAACAAUACACUACAGUUCGGAAGUUUGUGGUCAGUACCAUGUUUUACAAAUAAAUUAAUGCUGCAUUCAUUUGGGAUGGUGCAUUAAAUUUAAAAAAAUGUUAUAAAUUAUUUCUGUUUCAAAUAAAUGCUUUCCAGCUAUCCAUGUAGCUAUCCAUGUGUUGAUUGGCUGAAAACCUCAAGCAUGUUAGAGAAAUGUUACGCCCCUCACCAUACUGUGAUGCCGUCUCCCGGCACGACCAGACAAAACCAUUAAAACCCAUUACAAACGAGGCAUUUGUUGCAUCCAAUAGUGACAUAAUUACUGAUUAUAUUGACUUAUAUUGUGUUUUUACGUGUUGUGUUGCGCCUUGUAAACAUAAAACCAUGUUAGCAUUUCAGAUCAAAUGACAAACAAGUGCUACUCUACACUGCUCAAAGCUCACGUUUGAAUCCAUCAGUGGAAAAUUAUUUAAAUAUGAAAACAUACUUUCAGGUUGUGAGUCAGAACAUUGUAGGUUCAGGAAACAGUCCUCCGAUAAAUGCAUUGCACAAACACAAAUAUUUGGGUUGAACUGUUGUAGAACAUUGUUGUAAAUAAAACUUAACCACUGAUAUCUAGUUGAACAACUCUUUUGGAAGGUCAAACAAAGUAGUUUUGCUUUAACAACGAAACACUCUACGUGUCUCUACAACAGGGAUCUCCAAACGGCUCCCGGAGAGCUACCUUCCUGCAGAAUUCAGUUCCAACCCUGCUCCAACACACCUGUCUGUAAUUACUUUAUUAUUGUGAACAAUUGGGCGGUGACGGCCUUAUGCAAAUCUUCCCACACAGUAACAUAGACAUUUUGGGGGUGUGUUUAAUUGAGGUGUUUUAGGAAAGCGUGGACAAAUCUUACAUUUUAUAAAGAAUAUCUCUUUGGAUUUGACAUUUUAUUAUUUGCAACUUCAGAGAUCUUCUCUAUUUAGAAACAACUUUCAACACUCCAAAGAGAAAAAAGAAAAACUUUAAAUUGCAUCAUAUGACCCUUUUAAUCAAAGAAUCUGAUUUUUUUUAAAUCUUGGUUUCUACAAAAAUAUUAAGCAGCCAGCACAGCUGUUUUCAAAAUGUAUAAUACUUAAAUGUAUUAUGUGACCCUGAAGAUUAAUGUUCACUGAAAAUUCAGCUUUGCCAUCACAGGAAAGAUUGAUUUAGAAAAUUGAAAUUGCAAUAAUAUUUCACAAUAUUACUGUUUUUUUUUUUAUCAAUUAAGUACAGCAUAAGAGACUAAUUUGGUGUGAACAGGAGACUCCUCUUUAAUAAAUCUUGCCAACCCCAAACUUUUGGACGGUAAUAUAAAUCAUCCAAUACAAUCAUACCCAGUACAGGUCACCAAUAUUGCAUUUUAAAAAUGUCAAAAAAACAUCGGGGGAUAAAUGCACAUUCUAUGAGCCAGAUACACCAUUAAGGAAGUAAUAAAGAACAUGAAGGAUAAUACAGUGUCCCAUGCGGUCACUAGGGGAAUAAGCUUGCUCUCAGUCUGUGUCUCAUCACCACAAUGAAAUAACAUGAGCUAAAUAAAUGGGACUUGAAAUUAGGAGUAAGCUGGGAGUAACUAUUGAUGUUUCUUGCAUAUCAGGCCUAGCUAGUGAGCUGAAGACAAAAGAAGAACUCAUCACACUGUUAAGCAUGGUGAUCUUUACCAGCACAUCACAACAUGCUGCCACCAAUAAUGGACAGUUUGAUUGGUGUGCAUGGGUACCCAACACACCCUGCACCAUGCGGCGCCCUCCACCAACAGAUAAGGAUGCUGUCACCAUGGACAUGAUCAUGGACACACUCCCUGAUAUCAGCCAGUCCUGUAUGCAAAUGGCCAUCACGUGGCAUUUGGGCAGAGCACAGCCAGAUGCGAUUCCAUUGGGCCAGUAUGUGGAACAGUACUUUACCGAGCCUGCUGCUUUGAAAGUGAUUGAUCAGUUCAGAAAGGAGCUGAAAGAACUGGAGGAGCAUAUAAUAGCUCAGAAUGAGGGACAAGAACUGCCGUACCUUUAUCUGAGUCCAAGCUGCAUAGAAAACAGCAUCACCAUUUAGUGAAAACUCUCAUUCUAAAUUAGAGUAUGUGUCUGUGGAAAUUUUUGUGAGUAGCUAAAUCUUAAAAUUAGCACACAUACAAAUAACACCCAAAGUACUUUUCUGAGCUAUAGCUGAGGCUGAUAACUUUCUCCUGAAUGGCAUCCGUGACAGCAGAAAUACUGUGACAUAAUUACAUAAUUCAUUUAGUCUGAAACUUUUUUUUUUUUUUAAAGAAUCAGGGCAUUAAGAUUUUUUACAUUCAAGUUUGUUAACAGUAUUUAUUUUUACUUUUAAAAUUGUUAAAAAUAUAUAUUUUUAAAAUAAUAUAUAUUUUUAAACUUUAUUUCAUAAGGCACUGUUUGGAUGGUGCUGAACUGGUUUCUGUGGAUUUUUACUAACCACUAUAUUCUUUAAUUAGUGUGGUAAGCUUCAUUAAAUGGACUUCAUAUAUACUACAUUUAAAGUCUGUUUAAUUUUUUCAUAUAGUUUUUUUUAAAAAAAUACUAUUUAAAAGCUUCAGUGGUUAAAGUUUUGAAAGUCUCCAAUUGUACAUCUAAAAGAUGGUCUCUAAUUUUAGAACCAUGUUAGCUGAGAGACAAGGUCUAUACUGAUCAAUUCCUAUGUUGACAAAUUGCACAGGCAGUUUUAUUUUCAGUCAUUUAUUGUGAAAACAGAACAAAUGUGACCAUGUGAAAUUCCAUGUACUUCUGUAGUCUGUAUAUUCUAUAGAUGUUAAGUAUAAAUAAAAUCACAAUUAAAACAUU
Messenger RNA from Carassius gibelio (silver crucian carp), 3289 nucleotides. RefSeq names its product polyunsaturated fatty acid lipoxygenase ALOX12-like. Lineage: Eukaryota; Metazoa; Chordata; Actinopteri; Cypriniformes; Cyprinidae. Gene Ontology annotation, molecular function: arachidonate 12(S)-lipoxygenase activity; arachidonate 15-lipoxygenase activity; metal ion binding. The record is from RefSeq and is a predicted model, not a curated record. Gene Ontology annotation, biological process: linoleic acid metabolic process; lipid oxidation. The coding region runs from base 2034 to 2543 and encodes 169 amino acids. The transcript has 3 exons.